Molecule: messenger RNA, 2511 nt
Organism: Capronia epimyces CBS 606.96
Lineage: Eukaryota; Fungi; Ascomycota; Eurotiomycetes; Chaetothyriales; Herpotrichiellaceae
Exons: 4
Coding region: 1-2511 (836 amino acids)
Biological process (GO): phosphatidic acid biosynthetic process; cell motility; intracellular signal transduction
Molecular function (GO): D-type glycerophospholipase activity
Source: RefSeq, a predicted model, not a curated record
AUGCAUUCCCUUCGUGAGAAGCUCAAAGAUACCAACCUCCAUGACGCCAAGGUGGGAGCCAUCCACUUGAAAAGCAAGUUAGGCAAGCUCAAAAACCUGGUCAACCGAAACCAUCGCCAUGACGAGGAGCACGAGCAAGAGACUGAUCGGAAACGGACCGCGAUUUGUGAAUCCCAUCGUUUUGGCUCCUUUUUCCCGGAGCGCGACAACAACAAGAUCAAGUGGUAUGUCGACGGCCGCGACUACAUGUGGGCUGUCUCAGUCGGCCUUGAGAGUGCCAAAGAGACCAUUUACAUCGCCGACUGGUGGCUCUCCCCCGAAUUGUUUUUGCGCCGCCCACCUUUCUUCAACCAGGAAUGGCGUCUGGACCAAGUCAUCAAACGGGCCGCUGAACGUGGAGUCCAAGUCUACGUGAUCGUCUACAAGGAGGUGCAACAAGCACUGACCUGCAAUUCCGCUCAUACCAAGCAUGCUUUAAGGGCAUUAUGCCCCCCCGGGACCCCCGGCCACGGCAAUGUCCACGUAAUGCGCCAUCCAGACCACAAUGUUUUCGAGAACUUCGGGGACAUGACGUUCUACUGGGCCCACCACGAGAAAUUCAUCGUCGUUGACUAUCAACUUGCAUACAUUGGAGGCAUAGACCUGUGUUACGGACGGUGGGAUGUCCGUCAACAUCUGCUUGCCGACGUUCAUCCUUCUGGCGUCGUCAAUGAAGUCUUCCCUGGCCAAGACUUCAACAACAACAGAAUCAUGGACUUUCAGACCGUCGAAGAUUGGUCGAACAAUGAACUCAAUAAGACUGACUACGGCAGGAUGCCAUGGCACGACGUAGCCAUGGCAUUGACCGGAGAGUGCGUGAUUGACAUAGCCGAACACUUCGUGCUGAGGUGGAACUUUAUCAAACGAGACAAAUAUAAACGCGACGAAAAGAUCGACUACCUAUGCAUGACUACCAGGUCUAAGGCAGAUGGAUCGAAUCCGGACGAGGAUCUGAUCUCGAUCCAGCGGCCCAAACAUCCCGUCGGCAAGUAUAUCGAACAUCCUAUCAGUCCGCUAGAGGGUAAGGGACUACAGAACGCAGGCUCCGUCCACGCCCAGCUCGUCCGAAGCAGUGACGACUGGAGUAGCGGUAUUCUGCUCGAUCAUAGCAUUCAAAAUGCUUACAUCGAGCUCAUUGAAAAUGCUCAGCAUUAUGUGUACAUUGAGAACCAAUUCUUCAUUACUGCCACCGGCGACCAACAGAAACCCAUCCAAAACACCAUUGGUCGCGCCAUUGUCAAUGCCUGUGUUCGGGCUGCAAAGGAAGGUCGAAAGUUCAGAGUCAUCCUUGUGAUCCCUGCGAUUCCUGGCUUCGCAGGCGACUUGCGCCAGGACGCCGCCAUCGGCACCAGGGCGAUCAUGGAUUACCAGUACAAGAGCAUCAACCGGGGUGAGCAUUCCAUCAUGGGCCAGCUUAAGGCGGCCGGCCUCGACCCAAACGAGUACAUCUUUGCCUUCAACCUUCGCGCCUAUGAUCGCAUCAGCAAAACCGAAGCAUUGAUCCAGCAAGAGAAAGAAUCCGGUGUUUCGUACCAGCAACUGCAACGCGCCGAGGCCGAAGAAAUUAUGGGAUCAGGCAUCCACGGCUACAAAGGCGAGAAAACCGAGAAGGAAUCUCACGGCCCAGGCCACUCGGUAGACGAAGACGAACAACACCGCAUCAUAGACCGCAAGCGCAAAUUCGAAGCAGCCCGGAAGGAACUCGAUGUCCAAGACCCGGUCACCUCAGCCGAAUCUAUUGCAGAAGAUGCUAUGGCCCGCGGCGGCCUUGUCAGCGAAGAGCAUUGGGAAGGCGAUCCAGAAGCCGAGAAGGAGAACUUCGUGCAAGAGGAGCUCUACAUUCACGCCAAGGUGCUCAUCGUCGACGACAAGACCGUCGUUUGUGGUUCCAGCAACCUCAACGACCGCUCGCAGUUAGGCUCGCACGACUCUGAACUGUCCAUUGUCAUGACUGACACCCGAACAAUCGAGUCCACCAUGGACGGCAAGCCCUACCAAGCGGGUUACCACGCCGCGUCUCUCCGCCGGCAUCUGUGGCGCGAGCACCUUGGCAUCAUUGAGGCUCAGACCGUAGACGCAUCGAAGGAUCCUAACGCGCAGCCACCGACUGUCUGCAUGAAUGAAGAGUAUAGUGGCGAGGAAUGGGAGUUCGUCGCGGACCCGCUGGGUGACGAGUUAUGGGAGAAAUGGAAGAGCCAGGCGACGGUCAAUACCGACAUCUACCGAUACCUUUUUCGAGCGGACCCGGACAACCACAUCAAGACCUGGAAGGACUACGACAAUUUUGCCCCUCGUCAAACCAUCAAGCAAGGCCACCUCCACGAUCCGCACAUGCCUGCCGAGACAGUGCGGAAGGAGCUUGACAAGAUCAGGGGCCACUUGGUCUGGAUGCCACUGGACUUCUUAUGUGAGGAAGAGAUGGCGGAGAAAGGACUUCAGAUCAAUGCUUAUACCGAGAGUAUAUACACAUGA